Messenger RNA from Varanus komodoensis (Komodo dragon), 5408 nucleotides. RefSeq lists its product as uncharacterized. The transcript has a single exon. Gene Ontology annotation, molecular function: protein binding; GTP binding. The coding region runs from base 174 to 3914 and encodes 1246 amino acids. The record is from RefSeq and is a predicted model, not a curated record. Lineage: Eukaryota; Metazoa; Chordata; Lepidosauria; Squamata; Varanidae.
CACCGGACGCGGAAGGCCUUCUGCCCACUGCAGCACGGCAGUUCACCCCUGAUUUUCCUGGGCUGCCGAACAAGACAGGAAAAGCUCCACCGCUCCGACAGCGCAGGCCCCUUUUCCCUUUAAACCUACAGUACAUAGCACUGUGCCUCUCCUUCCAUUUUCAUGGAGCAUGAAUGCCCAUGUGGCGAAAUGCAUGUGGCUAUUGUCUCCAACCCAAAACCCCUCUGAGCAAACCGAUGUGCAUUUAUGACUUUUUAGGUGCCACGCUGUGGGACAACAAGGUGCUGGGAGAGAAUAUCCAAGUGAAGCCGAGCCCCAAGACCGAGAGUCGCAUCAUCGAAUCAGACUCCCUCGCAGACCAGCUGUCGGCUCUGCGAGCGCCAGGAGCCCUGCGGCUGAGCCUGCUGUGCGGUUUGGUGGAGGCCCGCGGAGCCGCACAGAUCCUGGGCGACAGCCAGCGCUGCCGCCCCCUGGCCCGGGUCACCCUCCAUUACUCCACCACAACCAAGCUCAAGCAGCUGAACCAGGCCGCCCUCUCCUGCCCCAGGGAUGGCAAUCUACCGCCAGCGACCCAUGUCGUUACUGGCAUUCAGUACGGGGCUCAGGUCUUCUUUGUGUUUGAGCAGCCGGUCUCUCCCUCCGAGGAUGUACACGAAAUACAGAAGAACCUCCGUGCCCUGAUUGAAGGAAUGCCAAGAUUUCUUCCAAAUGGAGGCAAAGGGCUCGCCGAGUUGUCUGAGACGGAGAAGGCAAGAGCCGAGAAAACGGCUUGCAGGGUAUAUAGUGAUACUUUCCCAGGAAACCCAGAAGGUCGUUCCAUGACUUUCAAAGAAGCGGUGGACAUGUAUUCCACCUUCCCCAAGGACCUGGCUGAGCAGGCUGUGCCUGUGAGGCUCUGGCUGCAGCCCCUGGAUCUGCUGGAGCCCAAAAUAGUGCACAAUUCCCAUGAAAUCUGUACAGAACUUGUUUGUGAAAUCCAGAAUAUCCUGCAGCAGCUGGCAGAAAUAGACAAGCAGUGCGCUGGCCUGGCAAAUGCUCCUGUUGCCACGACUUUUCCGGCGAUGAAGAGCAAACUACAGCGCUUCCAAGGUCUGAUUCGACAGUACAAACAGCUGUUUCAGAAACGUCUGUCAAGAAUUAUCCCAGCAAUCCGUCGAAGAGAGGAAGGUGAAGAUUGCAUUGUGGAAAUUUUAACUAGCAAUAAGCAGUCACUGUUCAGCUUUGAGCAGCUCAGUGCAUUCCUAGAGAGAAAGGAGAAGGAGAUGACAUUUGUGAAUAGCUACCUUGCGGCCCUGAAAGGUGCGGAGGUCGUAGCCACGAAGAAAGAGUUAGACCAGCUCCUAGUCAAUCCCAUGCUGAAGUGCGUUCUUGCAUUUGUGUUCACCUCUUUACAAGAUGAGGAGCCAUAUCUGUCAGACCUGGAAAGCUCGCUAGCAAUUAGAAAAAGUCAAAGCCAUGGACCAACAGCUUCUGGCAGUGAGACACCUGAUUAUAAAUUAUGGCUCGAGCACAGGGAGAUAAGCCGAAGAGCCCGGGAAGCUGCCAGGGCCUUCUCGGGGCUGGCCAGCUUGUCUUCCGACGACACCAAGCUGAUCAUCACGGCUCUCCCAGAUCAGGAGCACCCUGGAGCGUCCCUUUAUCUGUACGAGGAUGGAGAGCUGGUCAGCACCAAUUUUGAGUCCCCCUCCCAGCCUUCCCCUCCGGUGCCUGGUGAAGUCGGCCAGGACACCAUCCAGCUCCUCCUGACGCCGGCCAGCUACGGCAAGCGUGACAUCUCUGCCUUUCGGGUGGAGUAUAGGGCUGCAGGGCAGGAGGACUGGGUGGCUGUGAACACCGGAGAUAAACAGGAGACCUGCACCGUCACGGGGCUUCUCCCGGAUACGGGGUACCAGUUCCGAUACGCCGCUGUAGGCAGCCUGGGGCUCAGCGAGCGCAGUGACCCAACAGGCACCGUGAGGACGCUUCCUAUCAGAGUCCCUGCAGGAUCCGAGAAAAUCACAGCCGAACGCCCACCCAGCCCCCUCACUGGCCACGGAGCCAGUUCCGUAGGCUCCGACCACGGUGGGCAACAGUAUGAACCUGCAAGAGAUAACGGGAAGGAAGAAGGACCAAAAGGAGGAGGAGCCAAAAUGAAACGAUGUGACAGCAAGGGAAGAAAGAAGAAUAUUCCGGGCGAUGACUCUUUGGCUUCCUCACAUGCAGAGACGGCCAUUGCGCCAGAACCUGCUAUUCCACUGUCAGAAGAUAAAAGAGCAGCAGUCAAGCUCCUCAAACAAAGUAGAAAGUUAGAGGAAUGUGGGCCACUGUCCAUUUAUCAACUCCCAAUAAAACCAUCCGCCUCUUCUUCUUCCAGUUGUAUGAAAUACAAGCUGGGGCAUGAAAAUGCUUGGUUCCCCCAUAAAGUGAUCAUGGUGAUGGGGGCCACGGGGUCAGGGAAGACCACCCUGAUCAACGGCAUGGUCAACUACAUCCUGGGCGUGGAGUGGAAGGACCACUUCCGCUUCAAGCUGAUCCACGAAGAGACCCACAGAAGCCAGGCACAGAGCCAGACGGCCGGCGUCACUGCCUACGCCGUCAAUUAUACCCACGGCUUUCAGAUCCCGUAUAACUUAACCAUAAUUGACACCCCAGGGUUUGGAGACACCAGAGGGAUCGAGCAUGACAAGCAGAUCACAGCGAAGAUCCGGGAUUUCUUUUCCACUCCAGGGGGAAUUGAGCAUAUUGAUGGCAUCUGUUUUGUGGUCCAGUCUUCUUUACCACGCUUGACCCAAGCGCAGAAAUAUGUCUUUGACUCGGUGCUUUCCAUUUUCGGGAAGGACAUCAAGGGCAACAUACAAAUCCUGGUCACUUUUGCAGACGGACAGCGUCCCCCUGUUCUGGAAGCCAUUUUGGAGUCAGAGGUGCCCUGUGCUCAGAAUCUGGAUGGCAGCCUUGUCCACUACAAAUUCAACAAUUCCGCUUUGUUUGCUAGCAAUCACGCAGCCAGUGAGGACACUUUCUGCUUUGACGCGAUGUUCUGGAAAAUGGGAGCUUACAGCAUGAAGGAUUUCUUUGCUUCUUUGCAAACUUUGGAACCCAGAAGUUUACGACUGACCAAAGAGGUGCUCCAAGAACGGAAGAGGCUGGAAACGGCGGUGCAGGGGCUGCAGCCACAGAUCAAAGCCGGUCUGGCCACACUGGAAGCCAUAAGGAAGACGCAGCAAGCUUUGGAACAGCACAGAGACGAGAUGGAUGCGAACAAGGAGUUUGAGGUGGAGGUUGAACAUACCGUGCCGGUGAAACAUGAGGUCACGAAGGGGUUCUUGACAAAUUGCCAAACUUGCCACUUCACCUGCCAUUACCCCUGUGCUUAUAGCAAUGAUGCAGAUAAGUACAAAUGCUCUUCUAUGGAUAAAGGCAAGUGCACAGUUUGUCCCGGGAAGUGUGUAUGGGAUGUACAUUACAACCAGAAGUACAGGUGGGAGUACAAGACGAAAAAGGAGAAGCAAACAUACACGCAACUCAAGGCCAGAUACGAAAAGGCCCGCGGAGAAGCCAUGACGACAGAGAAAAUCUUUGAGCAGCUUUAUGAGGACUAUCAGGACAUGGAACACGUUGUGCUCAGGCUGAUCGAGGAAUCCUCUCGCAGUAUCGAGCGGCUGCAGGAAAUUGCCUUAAAGCCUAUCCCCAUGGCCACUCCAGAACACAUUGAUCUGCUGAUUGAAGCCGAGAAACAGGAAGCGAAGCCUGGCUUCCAGGAUCGCAUCCGCUCGCUUGAAGGGGUGAGAGAAAUGGCUGUGAUUGUGAACAAGAUUGCCAGGGGUGAGCCGCUGCUUCCGGCCGAGCAGAAAGCAGCCAAAAAGCACAAUGCUAAUCUUAGUAGACCCCAAAAAGUAUGUAAUUAUGUGAAAGGCUGGUUUGCAUCUUUGGCAUAGCUAAUUCAAACGGAUUUUAAUGAGAUCCGGUUUCUGGUGUGUUCUUCAGUCGCUCUUGCUUCGCUUGUCCCCGUGCUCAGAGCAGUGAGAUGCCCCCCCACCCCCGAUGGCUCUUGCUCAGGCCGAGACGGAGGUUUCCCUCGAACAUCUCGCCGGGUAGACGUCUCAGCGCUGGCAGUGGGACUGCGGGAGGCUGCGGCCCCUUUCGCCUCCAGCAGAUCACCUGAGAGGCGCCUUGUGGUGCUCCCAGCGCAGCCGAUGCGCCCCUGCCGUGACCUCCUGGGCCCCGAACAUGUGAAGGCAUGCGCAAGAGUCCCUUGGCGAGGAGCACCUCCUUCCACCGCCCACACAUGCCGGCCAGCAAACGGGGUGCCCCUGCCCGGGGCACACACACACCGACGGGCGCGGGCAGGCGCUGUCCCUGGGCUGGGCGCUCCGGCUGAGCAUUCGCAUUCUAAGAUUAAAACCUUGCCCGGCAGAGCCAUCCUUAUGUCCGUGCGGAACUGGGAGUCCUCGUUGCUGACGGCCCCCGAGGACUCGUGGGAAGCUGCCUUCUCCCCGAGAUCCCGUUUCCUGCCAGGCCUCCCUGGGCUGCGUCCGCACCGGACGCCACAGCUGCUCUGGCACCGCUUUGCAGCAGGGCUGGAAGCAGAGCCAACAGCGGUGCCGCCCCGGGAUUCACGCAGGGGGCCCCCAGAUUCAGCCCCCCCACCUCACGGGGCGACUUCCUUCUCCCCCGGCCCGGCCGGCCUCGGACUGUAGUUCCUCGCUGCCUCUGUUACAUCGCUCGCCUUUUCGCACCCUCUCCCUUUAAACUUUGCACCCAGUGCUAAGUGCCCUUACCAACUUGUGAGUCCUCAAGUUAAUUACUCUGCUUAAUUGUUUUAGCUCCAGCACAGUAAAAUCUGUCACACCCGGUCUCCAGUUCAUGGUGUAUUCGAGCUGGUGUAGCCCUGGAAGUGUUUAUUCCAGGUCUCAGCCAUGAUAAAGGAAACUGAACCAUAAAGGCAAGAGUGCCUCUGGCCAUGCACAGAGUAACUUUCCAUCAACACUAGGUGGCUGCAGCAUGCGAUGGGGCGUCAUAUAAGUUGUUUAAAUAAAUAAAAUAAAUAUACUAGGGGCCAGGCUGCUCAGCUUUUGGGUGAGAGAGCAGACAGAAGGACAGUGGCCUGAACCCAAAGGGCCUUUUUAGAAAAGAAUUAUCAAUGGCUCUAGUUGCUUGGACAUCUAUUUCUUUAGAAAAGAUCUGCAUUAAUUUGAAGUCUUAGUAUUUUUUUGUCCUAUGAGCUCUGCUCUGCUCUAUGUACUCCUUUGCUUUGCCUUGCUUUGAAUAUGAUGUAUGAGGCCGACCUAAUGCUACCUGUAUCCUAUGCACUGCGAUUUCAUCUUUAGUGUCUAUUUCGCUCAGUCCUUCAUAAUUUUACACUGAAGACUUGGAGUUUCUGCUUUGGAUUUAUUGUAUUCACACUGUACAAUAAAAUGUGUUAAAAUCUA